This is a messenger RNA of Salarias fasciatus (jewelled blenny), 2238 nucleotides long. It is a transcript of the gene il6r, whose product is annotated as interleukin 6 receptor. The transcript has 10 exons. Gene Ontology annotation, biological process: immunoglobulin mediated immune response; cytokine-mediated signaling pathway. Gene Ontology annotation, cellular component: external side of plasma membrane; membrane. The coding region runs from base 166 to 1872 and encodes 568 amino acids. Gene Ontology annotation, molecular function: protein binding; cytokine receptor activity. The record is from RefSeq and is a predicted model, not a curated record. Lineage: Eukaryota; Metazoa; Chordata; Actinopteri; Blenniiformes; Blenniidae.
CACAAUAACGGGUCUCACUGGGGGACGGCGGAACCGCAGCCCUGCCGGCGGCUGGCUGCCGGGGGAGAUUAAAACCAGUCCUACCGGCUCUCGCGACGUGACAGACUCCCCGGGAGCGCGGCCGAGCUGUCAGUGAUGGUGUGAGGAGGACCCGCCGCGGCAGACAUGUGGAUUUUCCUCUGGAUGAGUCUCGUGAGCGUCUCUCCGGGUCCCGGCGGCGCGGACAGAGCCUGUCCCCGGAAAGAGCCUCCUCCUGGCGUCGUGGUCGUACCUCCCGGCCGUGAGCUGGUCCUGACCUGCAGCGGCCAUGUGAGCGUGGACGGGGUCAAAGUUAACCUGACCAGGAAAAACCCAGACGCCAGCAAAAGAAGCAGUUCUCUGAAUGUCGCCCCAACCAGUCGGAAAAUUCCAAACGGUGUGUCUAAUGAAAGUGUUAAAAACCCUUCAGAGGUCACUGCAGAUGGCGAACGCCUCCGAGUCAGACGCUCGGACGCAGCCUUCACGGCUUCCCCUCAUACGGCCUUCACGACCAGAGCAAACAGAGCUGGGUCCGACUGGGAUGUGGAGGAGACGGAGGUCGAGGCCGAUUACGAAGAUGAGGAGGGGGAGGAAGGCAGCAGGGUGACGAGAGGUCUGAGGUCAAGGCCUCAGUGGAGCUGGAACAGGAGCGCAGUGGGGAGAGGAGAGAGCGACUGGGGAGGAAUCUCGUUUCGGAGGAGCGGAGCUUUGCUGAAUCUGUCCUCAGUACGACUCUCAGACUCUGGGAAAUACGCUUGUUACUCCAGAGGCAGAGAAAGGUUCUCUGUCAAAGUCAUCGUCGCAGACCCUCCCGAGAGUCCGUCCCUGUUCUGCUAUAAGAAGUCACCCAGCAGUAAAAUCCGCUGUGAGUGGACGCCUCGGAGGCCCGUCAUCAAAAACCCUUACUGUUACCUCUUACUGAGUAAAGGAGUGACAGUCCGUCCACACUUCAGUCGUGUUCCUUGCUCGUACUCGUCUCAGCACUCCCGCUGCUGGUGCGCUCUGGACUACAAUGACGACGAGCAGCGAACCCUUCACAUGGCCUACCUGUGCGUUACGGGCAUCACGGGGAAUGCAACUAGCAGCCUGCUGCACUUCACACCUCUGGACAUCUUAAAGCCGGACCCGCCGUCAAACGUGUCGGUCCGGCAGGAGGAGGGACGCCAGACGAGGAUGAAGGUCAGCUGGAAUCUACCGACGUCGUGGAAGCAGCAGGACAGCCACUACUCUCUCAUCUACGAGAUCAAGUAUCGGCCCGUCACCUUCUCGCCUGAACAUUCGCAAAACAGUACCAUCAAGGACUCGCACUCCCACACCAUCACCGACGCCCUUCCAGGUGUUGAGUACGAGAUACAGGUCAGAGCCCAGGACGAGUACGAUGGACACUGGAGCGAGUGGAGCUCACCUGUCUAUGGCAGGAGCUGGACAGCUGCAGUCACAGAGAUCGAUGACUUCUCCACCACGGUGUUUGACCUGAGCGACCUCAUCGAAGGCUCAGGUUCUGGUGCGGAUGGAGAGCUCAUUGUCUCGGUCCCGAAGCCUUCGGCGGCGCCGCAGUUUGCCCUCUGGAUUGCUGGACUUUUCGCUCUGCUGUCGGUCAUUCUGACUGCCUUCAUCUUCAGACACAAGGACAGAUUUUUGUCCAAACUCAGUAAUCUCAGUGCCGUCACUCAGUUUGGGGAAGUCCCUCCACCUCCUCCCGCUGUCACAGUUACCCCAGAAGGACAGGCUCUGGUGACCUUUGACCCUCCACUUUACAAAGAAGAAGAAGUCGAAGAAGAAGAAGACGCACCACAGAGGAUGGAAGCCAUGCACUUCAGCAACACAAGUUAUUUCUUUCUUCAGAAGGAGUGAUUUUCAAAGAAAAAAAAUGGAGAAAUGACUGAAUAUGACCAGUUUCUGCUGGUGGAUUAACGCCAUACUCAGUGUUACAGAUGCCAAGAUAACAUGAGGCUUUACUUCUGAACUUAAACUGGGAGAAAACUCAGACCAGCUCGUAUAAUCUGUGCAUUUACAUUCUAACUUUAUCUGAUGCCCAAAAAUACCUCUAACAAACUUUUUACUGUAUUUUCUCAAAAAUAUUUUGUCUAUAAUUUUAUAAAAAAUGUUAUAAAAUGUUGUACAAACCGUAUAUAACAUGCAUGUAUUAUAUAAGCUGAUACAGGCUUUGGUUGUACAUAUGAGUGAGGUGUGUGUAAUAAAGCUGUUUUCUGAAAUGUG